Molecule: messenger RNA, 1359 nt
Organism: Gastrolobium bilobum
Lineage: Eukaryota; Viridiplantae; Streptophyta; Magnoliopsida; Fabales; Fabaceae
Product: CBL-interacting protein kinase 5-like
Exons: 1
Coding region: 16-1359 (447 amino acids)
Biological process (GO): protein phosphorylation; signal transduction
Molecular function (GO): ATP binding; protein kinase activity
Source: RefSeq, a predicted model, not a curated record
UGCAUAGGAGAAGAAAUGGAUAACAAAGCAACAAUUCUGAUGCAAAGGUAUGAACUUGGCCGUAUGCUUGGCCAAGGAAACUUCGCCAAGGUUUACCAUGGAAGGAACUUGAAGACAGGACAGAGCGUUGCCAUCAAAGUAUUCAACAAAGAGAUGAUCAUGAGGGUUGGUUUGAUGGAGCAAAUUAAGCGUGAAAUCUCAAUCAUGCGCCUUGUGAGACACCCCAACAUUGUGCAGCUCUAUGAGGUCAUGGCAAGCAAAACAAAGAUAUAUUUUGCAAUGGAAUACGUGAAAGGUGGUGAGCUUUUUGACAAAGUGUCCCGAGGGAAGAUGAGUGAAGAUGUGGCAAGAAAAUAUUUCCAACAGUUGAUUGAUGCUGUUGGUUAUUGCCACACUAGAGGGGUUUAUCACCGUGACCUCAAACCUGAGAACCUUCUCCUUGAUGAAAAUGGGGACCUCAAAGUUUCAGACUUUGGUUUGAGUGUAUUGGUGGAAACAAGGAACAAUGAUGGCCUUCUUCACACAACUUGUGGUACUCCAGCUUAUGUGGCCCCUGAGGUUAUCAAGAAGAAAGGCUAUGAUGGAGCCAAAGCUGAUAUUUGGUCUUGUGGGGUCAUUCUCUAUGUUCUAUUGGCAGGUUAUCUUCCUUUCAAUGAUAAAAAUCUAAUGGUAAUGUAUAGGAAGAUUUCCCAAGCAGAUUUCAAGUUCCCACAAUGGUUUCGUUCAGAUGUGAAAAGGCUUCUCUAUAGAAUCCUUGAUUCCAAUCCAAGGACAAGAAUUAAUAUGACCAAGAUCAUGCAGAGCAAUUGGUUUAGAAAGGGGUAUGAGCAGAUUGAAGCACCACCCUUAUCCCCUACAAAAAAUGCUGAGAUUAUCUUGGAUGUUCAGGCUGCAUUUGCUUCAUCAAAUUCAGAUGGUGAUAGCUCAACAUUAAAUGAAGAAGAAAGCCCCAUGAAGCCAUAUUGUUUCAAUGCAUUUGAUCUCAUAUCACUCUCUUCAGGACUUGAUCUUUCUGGUCUUUUUGAGAAAGAUAAGAGUGAAAGACAGGAAGCAAGAUUCACUACCAAAAAACCACCUUCAAUGGUAGUGUCAAAACUUGAAGAGAUAGCACAGAUAGAUGGUAGAUUUAAGGUCAUGAAGAAAAAUGGAAUUAUUAGUUUGGAAGGAAGCAAGACAGGGCUAAAAAGCCAACUCAGUAUAGAAGCUGAAAUUUUUGAAGUUACAUGUUCCUUUCAUAUUGUUGAGGUGAGGAAAAUUGCUGGAGACACAGUGGAAUAUAGGAAAGUCUGGGACCAGUACUUCAAGCCUUGUCUAAAUGAAAUAGUUUGGGCUUGGCAAGGAUAUGAGGGGCAACAAUAG